Molecule: messenger RNA, 1729 nt
Organism: Dermacentor andersoni
Lineage: Eukaryota; Metazoa; Arthropoda; Arachnida; Ixodida; Ixodidae
Source: RefSeq, a predicted model, not a curated record
GUUGCGUUCCAUGCCUCUCGAAAACCGGCGCCGCGAUUCACGGCAGAAGAAAAAUCGAUGUUGAUAAGCUUCGUUAAUAAGUACAAGAAAGUGCUAGAGUGCAAGAAAACAGAUGUCGCGUCUCUGAGUGCGAAGACACAAGCAUGGAAGCGGUUGUGCACGGAGUACAACGCCCAGCACGGCGUAACUGCUCGCGACUUCAAACAAUUGAAGAAGUGCUGGGGAAACCUAAAACAGAAGUGGAAGGAAGAAAAGUCAGAAGAGAAGCGGAAGAUUUUGAAGACAGGAGGAGGACCAGCCCCUGCCGGCAUGACUACAACGUCGGUUUUGGUGGGAGCUGUUGCGAGUCAUAUGGCCACUAGAAUACGAAAUGACGACGACUCGGACGGAGCAGUGUACCUGCCGCCGGUUCAAAGCGAACCAGUCAUCCGGCUGCUACAGCCGAUGAUUACUGGCAACGACGUGCCUGUUUCACAAUACUACGAAGAGCUGAGCAAUCCUGACAGCCGGCUGCAAGAUGCAGUAAUGGAAACAGGAAAUGACGGCACAACCACCCCGCAGCCUCCUGAUUCAAAUGAAAUGCUUGGUGCGUGCGCAGCCAAUGAUGCCUCAAGCCAGCCACCCCAUGCUCCUUGCAGUGCUGGUGCAAACUCCACCAGAAAAGACAGUGCGCCACUCGACGCUGUGCAGAUUCCGGUUGCUACUACAAGACCAUCUAGUAGCAGAAUGGCGCUAUUGGAAAAGACACUUUCGGAGGAAAACGACAUUCGCGUCAAUUUAAUGCGCGAGGAGCAUGAACUCCGAAUGCGGAUUUUGCAGGAGGACCACGAUGACAUAUUAAAAAAAAGAGAUGAAAAGCAUAAAUUAGAAAUGGAGAUUUUGCAAGCGCGAAAAGACGCAGAAUUGCGUAAAGUGAUGGUGUUACGCGAGCAAUAGACGUGGAGUGAAGCGAGUGGCGUGCAAGGAAAACGGGGUGGGGGGGGGGGAUGCACUCAUGCUACCUCGGGAGGAGAGGGGAGCAAGCAGGUGCUGGUGCGAGUCUUUCAUGCCAGAUCGCGAAGGACAAAGAAAUUACUGUGGGCUAGAUGAGCUCCUGGGUCGCAGUUCUUACUUUCGAGGCCGUGUGCCGAAGUGCAAUCAAUCCAGCGAAAACACGGGGAACGCGGUAGGUGUAAAUUUAAGACGAUGAGCAAAACGAAAAUAUAAAAAAAGGAUUGCGGGGGAGGGGGGGGGGGAGUUAUACAGUAGAGAAUCCCGCACUCUCCGCGUUGUUCAUGCCUCUUUCACCAAAAGGGAAACCUACAGCGACACGUGAACCGGAUAACACCACGGCGCUACCUUACAUUCCUCCACAGACAUUGAGUAGCACACCUAUAUUUUCAAUUCUGCAAACUCGCCGCUAACAGACUCUCGAUUGUUGCCUCGCCCACACGCCUUACCCCCUGUCCAUUUUGAAAGCACCAUACCUAUGUGCACUGUGUCAAGAGAGCAUAUGUCACCUUGAAAAAAUAUAAGUCCACUUGUCGGAACGUUGGCUCCUGUUGUUAUGCUGUUACCGAGUUGUUUGGGUCGUUGAAGUCAAUGAAGCUUUUCAUGCUAUUUUUUUAUUGGAGGAGAUCACUCGUUUUUACAUUUCUUGACCAGAGGUACCUUGGCGGAUGGUACAGUGUACUACCUGUUCUCUCGAUUUACUUUUACUGCAAUAAAGAUAAAAUAUGAUAUACGACUA